AUGCUUCGUAACGAGCAAUGUUUGACUUCCUGUUGACAUUCGAUACAAAAUUCCUCAUCGAAAUAAGUUAUAAGCAUGGCACUACCAACAAUGCCUCGUUAUUGGACAUCCAGGAAAAACAUGUAUGAACAAGCAAUAAUUAAACAACGUAAUCAUCAAAAUGACUUCCAUGAACGAUGGAGCAAGGACGCUGCUUAUUGGAACAAAUCAAAUUUGACUACAAGCAAACAGAAUUCCUGGGAAUCAGAGGCAUCACUGCGUGGAAGCCUAGACAAAUACAAAGCAGACAACGAAAGGAACCUAAAGGCUAUAAACUUACAACGCCGCCGACUAUUACUUGCUGACAUGUUGAAACAGGAAAGACAUGAAUAUGAGGCAGAAUUGAAAGGAUAUUCCAAGGCUAACUACACAAGACUGGAAGAUAUGAGAGAUAGAGCAGAUACCCUACGCAGCGCCAGAGAAGAGAAACGGAAAGGGUUGGCAGAAGAGAAACUGUAUGAACACUGGAGACAGAACAACCCUGACCUUAGACGGGUGGAGCAGGACUUGGUGAAGGAGAAAGUGGUUGGUACCUGGGCAGGGCAAGUUGAUGAAACUAAAGCUAGAAAAGAACAGGAGAAGAAGGAAAUAGAACGGAUAGAGUUGGAAAUGGAAGAAGAAAGAUUGGCAGGCAUAGAUUCAGAUAGGAGAAAGGAAGAAGAAAAAUUGGACGAAGAAAAACGUUUAAAAAAAAUACUCAGAGAACAGAUGGAAGAAUUAAAAAAUAGAGAAUUUGAGGCUGAAAGAUUAAAGAAUCAGGAAGAGGAAUUACAACAGGAGCAGUGGCGACUAGGGAGGAUUGAUGAAGAGAGAAAGAGGGUAGAAAUGGCUCGUCAGCAGCGGGAGCAUGGGCGGGUGCUGCUACGACAACAUAAAACUCAAAUGAUGCGUCGAUCAAAACAAAUUCAAGCGGAAUUGGAACUUGAUAAAAAGAUCCUUGAUUCACUGAUAGAACAGGAACAUGAGUUGGACCAUAUACAGACGGCAAGACGUGAGAAAGCCAAGGCAGAUGCUGAAUGGAUGAAACAGGUCAUUGAAGACCAGAUCAGACUAGAGAAAACCAGAGAAGCAGAGCUGGAGAUGUUAUACCAAGAUGAGGCUGCACGAAUGUGGCAGAAACGGGAUGCAGAAUGGGAACGUGAGAAGAAAGCAAGAGAACGUCUUAUGCAGGAGGUGUUGGAUGAUCGACAGCAGCAGAUUGUGACGCGAAUCGAGGAGAAUCGGGAGCAGCAAGAAUUAUCUCUAAAGCACAGAGAACAGUUACUACGCGAGAUGGAAGUAGCCAACCAGAUGACACACAGAGAUAAGCAAAAAGCUGAAGCUGAGAAGGAAGCAAUUAAAAUGGAUCUACAAGAACAGAUGUUUUCACGGAAGGAGCGUGAGGAGAUGGCACGGAAACGAGAAGAGGAGGAAGCCCUUCGUGACCAUGAAGAGAAUGAAGAAUACACAGAAUUUCUGCGACAGGAGACCGAGCGGAUGAGAAUCAGAGGACCAACACCUAGGCAACACGGAAGAAGACAGGCAUGGACCUAACCACUGUGAUAAAUCAAGAAUAGGAAACAAUAUAGGAACUCAGUUUUCCAUGAUGUUUGGAAUGCUAUACAGUAAAAUAGAUUUAGAACAAGCCUGGAUACAGCAGCUUUGCUCCCUUAAAUACAGCAUCGCUGUAAACCUGUUUUACUGUUUGAUCUCUGGCAGCACUACUCAUUGUGAAGCAAAUCUUGUUGAACAAGUUGAAGAACCAGUUUCUCUUUGAUGAAAUGAUCUGACAACAUUUUCUGGUAUUACAUGGGAGGCCAUAUACAUUUGACUAUCAUUUGUAUGGGUAGAUCACAAGAUUUUAUCUACUUUCAUUCAUUCAUCUAUUGGCAAAUAUGGAGGUUUAUUUUCAGGCGUGUUUACAGUCUACUUACACCACUGAAUAUUGUGUGUGUAUGUUGGUGUUGUAAUUUGGGAUUGGCUGUCCAUUAUGGAUUGCUUAUUAUCCAACACUGUCUAGAACAUGAUCAUAACGAACGAAGAAGCUGUAUCAAUAUUUUGUAUGUUUUUAUGUGAUACACAAUGUACAUGAAUUUGAAUUUUAAAUUCUGUCUUAGUCAGAUUGUUUGACAGUUACUUGAUGAAAAAUGUUUGAUUGAAUUAUUAGUGAUAUUUUUUUGGAAAAUUGUUUACAUAUCAAAUAAUACUUGCAUACAUCAAUAAUAAAUGUACUAUAUAUAUGUAACUAUAGGAAUUCAGUGCAUAAAAAAAGUAUUUCUGUUCAUUUGACGGUUACAGUUUUAGUUCUUAAAGAUCAAGUACAGAUUGUAUACCUUCAAUGCUGCAACCUGUUGAUCAGGUUUUCUCUCAUAAGAAGUAUUUCUUUAUAGAUUAUGAUUGUCCCUUUAUCUAUAGAAAAGUACUCUGCAUUGAUUAUAAAUACCAGACUUGUAGUAUUAAAUGGACAUCUCCAUUCUUUAUUGUUAGGCUGAACAAUUGGCAUGUAUGUCAAAUACAUACAAUGUAUAUAUCUGUUUCUUUGUACUUGGCGACUAAUGCCAUUGAAGCAUGUGCCAAGGCCAAUAACUCUUUUGGGUACACUACACAAUUGACUAUUAUUAGGACAACAAUGACCAUCAUGUCAUUUCUCAGAUACCAUAAAUUGCUCAAAACUAUUUCUGUAUACAAUCUGUUCAUUCUGUCACUAUGCAAAAGUCACUCUUAAGAUAUAGCUAGUUUAGUGCUAGGUUGUGGCAAUGUGUACCAGUAGGUUUAGAAUCAUGCUGAUUUUUGGUUCAUUAGAGAUUCUGUCUGGUGUCUUUCAUGAUAGAAAGAUAUUAUUUUAUAUUGAUAAAUAAUAUGCAUAUUUAUUGUACAUAGAAGCUAAAAGAUAUUAUAAAUAAAAGUAAAUAUACAAAUGUC
Messenger RNA from Pecten maximus, 2940 nucleotides. RefSeq names its product trichoplein keratin filament-binding protein-like. NCBI's taxonomy places the organism in Eukaryota, Metazoa, Mollusca, Bivalvia, Pectinida, Pectinidae. Gene Ontology annotation, cellular component: keratin filament. The transcript is spliced from 15 exons. Bases 76 to 1572 code for a protein of 498 amino acids. The record is from RefSeq and is a predicted model, not a curated record. Gene Ontology annotation, biological process: apoptotic process.